AUGGCGCCCAAGGCCCCUGCGAAGGACACCUACUCGGUGAUCCUACCCACUUUCAACGAGCGCCAAAACCUGCCCAUCAUUACCUGGCUGUUGAACCGCACAUUCACAGAGAACAAGAUUAAUUGGGAGCUCAUCAUCGUCGACGACGGUUCGCCCGACGGCACGCAAGACGUGGCCAAGCAGCUCGUCAAGGCCUACUCACCGCACGUCAUCCUGCAAACCCGCACAGGCAAGCUGGGACUGGGCACCGCCUAUGUGCACGGCCUGCAGUUUGCCAAGGGCAACUACAUAAUCAUCAUGGACGCCGACUUUAGUCACCACCCCAAGUUCAUCCCGCAGAUGAUUGCGACGCAGAAGAAGGGCGACUACGAUAUCGUCACGGGCACACGAUACGCCGCCGACGGCGGCGUCUACGGCUGGGAUCUCAAGCGCAAGCUGACAAGCAAGGGUGCCAACAUCUUCGCCGACACCGUCCUGCGCCCCGGCGUCAGCGACCUAACGGGAAGCUUCAGGCUAUACAAGCGCAGCGUGCUGGAGAAGCUGUUCGAGAGCACCGACGUGCGUGGAUUCAGCAUGCAGAUGGCGCUUGCGGUCACGGCGAAGGCAAUGGGCUUCACGAUUGCAGAGGUGCCGAUUACCUUUGUAGACCGUGUAUUUGGCGACUCGAAGCUGGGGGGAGAGGAGAUCGUGGAAUAUGCCAAGGGUGUCUUCUCUUUGUGGGCGAGAGUUUGA
This is a messenger RNA of Phaeoacremonium minimum UCRPA7, 732 nucleotides long. RefSeq names its product putative dolichol-phosphate mannosyltransferase protein. The record is from RefSeq and is a predicted model, not a curated record. Gene Ontology annotation, cellular component: endoplasmic reticulum membrane. Lineage: Eukaryota; Fungi; Ascomycota; Sordariomycetes; Togniniales; Togniniaceae. The transcript is spliced from 2 exons. Gene Ontology annotation, molecular function: dolichyl-phosphate beta-D-mannosyltransferase activity. Bases 1 to 732 code for a protein of 243 amino acids. Gene Ontology annotation, biological process: GPI anchor biosynthetic process; protein O-linked glycosylation via mannose.